CCAAAAGUCAAUUUAUAAAAUGCAUCGUCUUCCAUCCCAAUCUUCCACUCACUUUCACUAGUAGGCUAGCUAGAGCAUUGUUGUUUCGUCUUUCUCUCUUUUCAGUAUUAUAUUAUUAUCAUGGAAGUAACCAACGCAAAGACUCUCCGACGCCGUCGGCUCUCUCGCUUCCCCAUACUGAAAGACGACGAUUUUCGACUCUUUGCGGCGCUGCUGGGUUCUACCUUCCUCAUACAUGUACUGCUCUUUUGCGCUGACCCCGUUGCCGAAUCAUCAUCAGGCACUACGGGAUGGAGCAUGAUUCAUAUUGGUCAUCUGCAUCUGUUGCCUUUGAUACGCUCCAAAAAGGCUGUCGGUAGUCCGAAAUUCAAGGACAAGUGGCUCGAAAUAACGAAGCGUUCAUCUCUCCUCCUGGAAGACACACCAGAAGCCAACCGUCUAAACGAUUCCAAUUUCAGCAAACCCGAAGCAGAAGAUGAUGAGUGCUCUCAGUUUCUGGGAUAUCCCAAGGAGAGUUCUCCCAACUAUUCCAUUUGCCUACCAACAACAAAACCCCCGAAAAAUGAAAAAGAACAUCAUCGAGAUGCUGCUGCCGGUGGUGAACUCUGGUGUCAAUGGAAUCCUCUCCUCAACUCCAGUUUCUGUCAAGCCACCAAUCUCAUGGUGGAUCCAUCCAAAAUCAAUGUUGCCCAGGGAGGGGAGGCCAUUUAUCAAGUGUUGGGCCGUGAGGAACAGGAUGAAAUGCCCGCUUACGAAUCUGGCGCCUUGCAACUAUCUCAAUGCACUCUCAGCGAACAACACAUCAACAGAAAGGAUCUACCUUAUCAUCUCUUUCACAUGGUAAACAGUCUGCGAGAACAACGGGAGGACAUUGAACAAUGUAGCUCCUACGAAGAACGGCCGACUCUGUUUGUGACACGAUAUGAAUAUGCUAAUCUAUACCAUACCUACUCGGAUUGGUACAGUGCCUAUCAAUCAGCCAUGCUUGCAUUACAGGGCAACAAAACCGCAGUGGAAAAUGUACACAUUGUCUUUUUUGAUGGGCAUGCCCAAGCCAAAACAGACAUGGGAUGGAAUUUGCUCUUUUCCAAUGCCACAGUCUCCUACAUAUCAGAAUACGAAAAUAAUGACAAGAAAGAGCCUGUAUGCUUUCGUCAUGUGAUAUUUGCACCUGCAGGGUAUCUUGCACCCACCUCAUUGACUCCCAUUAAAAACCUUGUUGGUUUCAUGGACCAGGGUCCCGAUUACUUUGAAACAUGCAAGGAAAACAAGUGGCAACGCAGGUUCCGAGACACGCUUGUCAUCAAUUCCAAACGACAAUUGGCUAAUUCCAAGGCAUGGCUCUAUGAUCAUUAUGCUGUGGAACACCAUGACAAUAAACGAGAUCCAUUUCCAUGUCUGCAUCCCGAAGCACCCGAUGAUCCCAACCAACAAGUGGCACCCAAAAAGAAGAAACAGCCAAAGAAUCGUAGUCUCCGAGUUUUGUUGUUGGCACGAGCCAACUAUCAAGCCCAUCCUCGCAUGGAUGGCAGGGUAUCUCGUAUCAUUCAAAAUGAAAAACAACUCUUGCACUUUCUGGAAACCUACAAGGGUCCUGAAGAUAGGUUGCCUGAGUAUACAAUCCCACCAAUGGAUGUGAAACGGGUAGUCUUGGAAGAACACGAUAUGGCUGAGCAAAUUGUCAUGUUCCAGCAAGCGGAUGUUGUGGUUGGCAUGCAUGGUGCAGGGCUUUCGCACAUCUUGCUCGCUCGUCCUGGCACCACAUUGCUUGAGAUUCGUCCUCCUUCCUUUCGUGGCUGGAGACAUUUUGAAUUCCUGGCCCAGAUCGCAGGCUGCCUUCAUCGAUCUCAUCAGUUGGAAGUGGAUGACAGUCGUCCUAUUGACCCAACUGAUUCUUUUUCAAUACCAAUCAAGGAUUUUGAACUAGCCUUUAUGGAAAGUGUAUCAAUCUUCUUGGAUAAUCAAUGUAAACUCCAGUAGCAGCUAGCUACGGGAGCUAGUGUAGUGGCUGGGGUGUGCUAACAAAUAAGACAUGUGUUAAA
Messenger RNA from Seminavis robusta, 2042 nucleotides. The record is from the annotation of a GenBank genome assembly. NCBI's taxonomy places the organism in Eukaryota, Bacillariophyta, Bacillariophyceae, Naviculales, Naviculaceae.